Messenger RNA from Lutzomyia longipalpis, 1989 nucleotides. RefSeq names its product glucose dehydrogenase [FAD, quinone]-like. The record is from RefSeq and is a predicted model, not a curated record. Gene Ontology annotation, molecular function: flavin adenine dinucleotide binding; ecdysone oxidase activity. Bases 1 to 1989 code for a protein of 662 amino acids. The transcript is spliced from 4 exons. NCBI's taxonomy places the organism in Eukaryota, Metazoa, Arthropoda, Insecta, Diptera, Psychodidae.
AUGGAGUGUCCUACUGCACAAUGUGUUGUCCCGAGUACAGGAGCUGUUACACAGUAUAUGUCUCUUCUUUUCAACUUUAUGUCUAUGUCGGAAUGUUCUAUCUCAUCAUCAAGUAUGUGGCCUGAAGAUUAUGGCGAAGUUGUGUUACAAAAAGGAUUUGAGGAAUACGAUUUUAUAGUUGUGGGUGCCGGUUCGGCAGGAUCUGUCGUAGCUAGUCGCCUCAGUGAAAACCCAAAGUGGAAUAUUCUGCUCCUUGAAGCAGGUGGUGAUCCACCGAUUGAAUCUGCUAUUCCGGUGAUGUUUCCGACACUGUCAAAGACUGAAUAUGAUUGGAACUAUCAAAUAGAAAAAUCCGAUACCCACAGUAUCUAUGCAGGCGGUUGGCCAAGAGGAAAGGCUCUAGGCGGGUCUAGUUCCAUAAACGGAAUGUAUUAUGUGAGAGGAAAUGAUGCUGACUACGAUUAUUGGGAGGCGCUUGGAAAUCCAACCUGGGGCUGGAAAGACGUCAUUCCGUACUUCAAGAAAUCCGAAAUGAAUUUUGAUGAGGAAAUUGCUGAUGCUUUUGGGGGCUACUACCACUCAAAGAAAGGACCUAUGGGCGUAAGUUCUGUUAACAGUGAUGAUCCUCAUAAUGAAGAUAUCAUAGAUGCAGCAAAGGAGUUGGGCUUCAAAUUCCUAAAGGAUAUCAAUGCGAACGAAUAUAUUGGAUUCAAUUAUGCUCAGAGAACGAUCAAAGCGGGAGUAAGAGAUUCAACGGCAACGGCUUUUCUGGUUCCUGCAAAGAACCGAAUUAAUUUGAAUAUCGUCAAAAACGCUCGAGUUCUUGAUCUCAAAUUCAACGAAAAUGGUGAAGUUAUCGGAGUAAGAGUUAAUAUUCAGGGAAAACAGGAAUUUGUUGCUUAUGCUAAAAAGGAAGUAAUCUUGAGUGCAGGACCAAUUAAUACUCCACAAAUUCUAAUGUUAUCUGGAAUUGGCCCUGCUGCUCAUCUUCAGAGCUUAGGUAUUCCCGUGAUAAAGGAUCUCCAAGUUGGCAAAAAUCUUCAAGAUCACCCAAUUCUAUCUCUUUUCGUGAAGUUUGAUAAAUCUACUGCAGUUGAACUACCUCCUUCAGAAGUAUUGAAACAAUUCAUUGGAUACUUAACAGAACGAUCUGGAUAUCUUCUUAGUGCAACUACUAUCCAAACUGUAGGAUACAUCAACGUUGAUAAUACUUCAUCUCCAUAUCCCAACAUGCAAAGUUACCAUUCACUGAUGUUGAAAGGACAAAAGGAUCUCAUUAUAAGCUCAAUGACCUACUAUGGCUACAACGAGAAGAUUAUAGAAUUUGGGGGUACGCUUACUGAUGAUGCUAAUCUCAUGUUAUGUAAUUUAGCUCUUCUCAAGGAAGAUUCCAGAGGAGAAAUUCUCUUACGCAGUACAGAUCCACUGGACAAACCAAGAAUUUUUGCAAACUAUUUGACUGAAAAAUCGGACAUGGAUUCAUUUAUCAAGGCUAUUCGCUUACAGUUAAAGUUCAUUGAGACUCGGGCUUUUAGGAAACAUGAAGCUGAGCUAAUUAAAGUUCCAAUUCCCGAAUGUGAUGCAAUGGAAUUCAUUAGUGAUGAAUAUUGGGCUUGCUACUGCCGAUAUAUGAUGACAACGAUUUUUCAUCCUGUUGGAACUGCAAAAAUGGGUCCUGACUCCGAUCCUGAUGCUGUGGUUGAUUCUAGGUUAAGAGUUAGGGGCGUUAAGGGCUUGAGAGUGAUUGAUUCCAGUAUCAUGCCCAGAAUUCCCAGUGGAAACACGAAUGCUCCAACAAUUAUGAUUGCUGAGAAAGGAGCUGACUUUAUUAAGGAAGAUUGGAGAAAUGUAGGCCCUACGCGCAUUACAAAAGGGCGUGGUCAUAUGUCUGAUUAUGAAUACAUGCAAACAGGACGUAAUUGGUUCAGGACAAAUGUCUGGUGGAACUACUUAAGAAAUGGAUGGACUCGCAUUGUAGCAUUUUUCUAA